Molecule: messenger RNA, 285 nt
Organism: Trichomonas vaginalis G3
Lineage: Eukaryota; Parabasalia; Trichomonadida; Trichomonadidae
Product: protein serine/threonine kinase protein
Exons: 1
Coding region: 1-285 (94 amino acids)
Source: RefSeq, a predicted model, not a curated record
AUGCCUCCAUUAUCAACAAAUGUACCAGUACAGAAGGUCUCUACAGUUCAGACAGUACCAUCUCUUAACGAUGAUGGUAUAAAUGUCAUUCCAGAGCAAUCAAAUUCGCUAAACUUUUUCAAGUCAAGAUUUCCUGAUACAAAUCCAAAUAUGUUUGAUGAAGUUGGAUUCAGACAGAUACAGAACUCUGGAAAGAAUAUAUAUAAAGAUCCUCUUGGCAAAUCUCCAAGACAUAAUCAACUGUUUAAUGCGAGAAUCGGAUUUGGCAGCCAGUCUAAGUUUUAA